Molecule: messenger RNA, 1332 nt
Organism: Lachancea mirantina
Lineage: Eukaryota; Fungi; Ascomycota; Saccharomycetes; Saccharomycetales; Saccharomycetaceae
Source: the annotation of a GenBank genome assembly
AUGGCGCUUCAAGUAAACUCAGAUCUUACCCGGGUUCUAGUAGCGCAAUACCUUGCAAAAAAGGGAUUGAACGAGACUUUGCAAGCGUUUCUGACAGAGACGGGACUCCCCAGAUCGGUGCUUGAGACGGACAACGAGUGCGAAAAAUUGGAGGACAUUGUACUUGAAAGGAUUGUGUUUAAUGAAGCGCAAGUAAGCGAAAAGCUCAAGGGUCUGGCGAUAAACAACAAAAUGGAACCGUUAGCAGACGGAUUUCAGUUUCGAGCAUGGGACAGGAAACAGAAAUUCAAAAGCAUCCGCGUGGAUAAAGCACCUCAAUCACUAGUUUUGGACAUUCGUAUUGUGCUCAAUGGUUGUGUCUUAGUGUCUGCAGUGGAAAGGCGGAUUUACCUGUACACAAGCGACGGCAAACUGAGGCGAAAAUCGGAGCCAUUGGCUGCAGUUGCCAAGAUAUGCGGUGUGCUGCCUUUGCAUAGAUCCCAAGUGUUGUUCUAUGCAUGCACAGUCGACGGGUUUCUCCAGAUUUUCGACUCGGAGCUUGGUUUGGUAAGCAGGCAUAAAAUACACAAUCGAAUUGUCACUCACAUAGAGUUUCUCAAGCAGACUGACACGCAACUGACAUGCUUGAGCUGCGGUACCGAUAACCUCGUCAAGACACAUUUGCUGAAUGUCGAAGGAAAGAUUUUGGAAACCAAAAGCUCUGUGACGUUGUUGACCAAUUGCAGCUCUUUCCAAGUCGCAUUGACGAAGACAAACGUACCGUUCCUAUUUAUAACAAGAGUGGACUUUACCCAAGUUUCAGUUCUUCGAUGCAAGCCAGAUUUACGCUUGGUAGAAGUUGCUAGAAUAGCGCUGAAUACGGCUCAAUUUAGUGCACACUCAUUUGAAGUCAGAUCAGCCAUAGUGCUUAACGCGCUGCCGGAGAAGCGCGACUCAGAAAACCCCCAUGUCCCAAUACUAUCGGACAACUCGUUUUUCGCAGCUGCAUCCUCUCAUACGCCCUAUAUGCGACUAAUUGUUGCACGAGUUCCACCGGAGCUGUGCAAUUAUCAAAUAAAUGUAGGCCCUAAGCCUUUCUACGACAUGGUGAUCAGAAACUAUGCCACUGGAAUAGGGCAAAAUUCAUUUUCUCAGCCAAUUUUGAAGGCUUUACCAGACGGGAGUGGACUACUGGUUGGCGGCGAUGACGGUAUAUGGGCUGCCGAUCUGUCGAGCGGCGAUACCUGGCUCCAAUUCCCACUGACUGGCAGAGUGAAAGGUCUUGAUAUAAACCUCGAAAAAAUUGCUUGCUCUCUUUCAAAUAAAGACCUGUGUCUUUGGAAUUUCAAAUAG